Acanthamoeba castellanii str. Neff is the source of this 5334-nucleotide messenger RNA. Its product is annotated as Poly(ADPribose) polymerase catalytic domain containing protein. The record is from RefSeq and is a predicted model, not a curated record. The coding region runs from base 1 to 5334 and encodes 1777 amino acids. The transcript has 18 exons. NCBI's taxonomy places the organism in Eukaryota, Discosea, Longamoebia, Acanthamoebidae. Gene Ontology annotation, molecular function: NAD+ poly-ADP-ribosyltransferase activity; protein binding.
AUGCAGCGACCAUUCAGUGGGCUCCUCUUCAGUUUCUCGGGGGUGAACGAGACCGAGCUGAAGAAGAUUGUUCAGGCCAAUGGUGGCGAGUCCAGCUCCAUCGUUUCGCCCAAGGAGGUGGAGAACAAGACGCAGAAGGUGAUCAGCGCACUGCGUAAGACCAACGUCUUCAUCGUCAACGACAACUUCAUCCACGACAGCGUCCAGCAGGGCCACAAGGCCGACGAGCGGCCGUACAUUCUGGCCGAAAGCGACUCCUCGCUCGUCAAGGUCAAGGCCUGGACUCAUGGCACGAAGGGCGAGCCCUACUAUCCGGACGACUUUGAGAUCACCCGGAGCGACAUCCUCCAGUGGACCGACGUGAUGUCGAAUCACAACAAGUACUACUCGAUCGAGCAGCACGUGGCUGAGGAGAAUGGCAAGAAGUACCACCGGCUGUUCACGCACUACGGCCGCACGGACGAUCUGGAGAACGACCCCAACUCGGGCCGCAAGGAGACGCGCCACUACGCCAACCUCGAGCAGACCGAGGCCGGCUACGAGUCGAUCAUCGAGGAGAAGACCGGCAAGAAGGGCUAUCGCAAGGUCGACAUGGCCUCGGGCAACAUCGGCUCCGACAAGGCCCGCGCCAGACACGCCGAGCCCGCUCCUUCCGCCGCAGAGGAGGAGGAGGCUGAAGCUUCGUCGUCGUCGUCGUCGGGCCUGUCGUCAUCUCUUCACCCGAUGGUGCAGUCGCUCAUCAACUACAUCUACUCGGAGGCCACGAGCAGGCUGACGGCCACGGUGUCGGCCAAGAUCACGUCGCGCGGUAUCGAGACGCCGCUGGGCGUGUUGACGCUCGCGCAGGUGGAGAAGGGCGAGGCCAUUCUCGACGAGCUGCAGACCCUGUACGAGACCAACAAGCUCGACCAGGCGUCGGCCGAGCGGCUCUCGAGCGACUUCUACACCGUGAUCCCGCACCCGAUCGGCCGCUCCAAGAUGGCCGUCAUGGCCGCCGUCCUCAAGACGCCCGAGGCCUUCGACCAGAAGCGCGAACUGCUCCAGCUCAUGAAGGACAUGGUGCAAGUCAACUCUGCCGGCGGUGGCGUGCUUCACAGUGCCGAGGUGGACAACAAGUACAAGGCUCUGCGGUGCCAGGUGUCGUAUGUCGAACCGGAUGACGGCAACUUCCGAACGAUCCGGGACCACGUGCUCGAUAACCAGGUCAAGUCGCGCGAGAUCGAAGUCCUCAACGUCUACGGCAUCAAGCGCGAGGCCGAGACAUCGCGCUUCACCUCGCAGCUGCACAACCAGAAGCUGCUCUUCCACGGCAGCAAGAUCUCCAACUGGGUGGGUCUUCUCUCGCGUGGCAUGCUCAUGCCCAAGUCCGUCACCGCCCUCGGCGGCAAGCGAACUGAUUACGGCCUGCUGGGCGCUGGUCUGUACUUUGGUGGCGAGUCGUGCACGUCGGCCAAGUACACGUCGGCCGGUGCGCAGGGCACGCGCUUCAUGCUCUUGAACAGGGUCGCGCUCGGCAACAUCCACGAGGUCUACGCCGUCACCCCCGGCCUCACUGAGGCCCCGGAGGGCUACAACUCGGUGCAGGGCGUGAGCUCGCGUCACGGCCGGCCGUCGGCCUUCACCGACGACGAAUACGUGGUCUACAACAUCGAACAGCAGCAGAUGGAGUACCUCGUCGAGUUCAGGCUCACCACCAGCGACCCUGCCUACUCGAAACCGGGCUCGGCCUCCGUGACCCCCUCCGCUGCUCUCUCGACGACCACCGGCGGCUUCAGCUUUGGCAGCUCGACCGCGCCCGCUGCGUCGUCGAGCUUCGGCUUUGGUGGUUCGGCCUCUGCUGCUCCCGCAGCGACCACCAGCGGCUUCAGCUUUGGCAGCUCGACCGCGCCCGCUGCGUCGUCGAGCUUCGGCUUUGGUGCAACCCCCGCCGCCUCGAGCUUCGGCUUUGGUGGUUCGACCUCUGCUGCCCCCGCAACGACCACCGGCGGCUUCAGCUUUGGCAGCUCGGCCGCGCCCGCGGCGUCAUCCGGCUUCAGCUUUGGCGGUUCGACCUCUGCUGCCCCCGCGUCCAGCGGCUUCAGCUUUGGCAGUUCGACCGCACCCGCUGCAUCGAGCUUCGGCUUUGGUGGCUCGGCCGUUCCUGCUGCGUCGAUCAACAUCACCCUCCAGAACGGCACGACCAACACCAGCCUGGUCGUGCCUGUCCCCUCGAGCCUCACCUUGCGCCGUCUCCGCGAUUUGAUCGAGACCAGGAUGCAAAUUCCUGUCGACGAACAGAAACUCGUAUUCGCCGGCCAGGUCCUUAACGACCCCGACCGCACCCUGGCGUCCUGCCAUAUCUCCCAGGGGUCUACGGUCCACGUCGCGAAGCAGCAACCAACAGUUGGUGACCACAUCACCGUCUACGUGAGGACACUCACGGGCAAGACGAUUACACUGCAGCUUCUUCCCUCGGACACCGUCGGCAAUGCCAAGUCUAUGAUACGCGACAAGGAAGGAGUCCCGCCCGAGCAGCAGGUGCCGUGCCCUUCAUCCCUGUACAGUGGUGGUGGUGGCGGCGGCGGCGGCGGCGGCGGCGGGAUGGUCAUGCGAAGGUUGAUCUUUGCGGGCAGGCAGCUGGACGACAACAGGACUUUUGCGGACUACCACAUCACCCACGAUAGCACACUGCACCUGGUGCUCUCCCUGCGCGGAUUCAGUAUUCCAAUGAAGGUAGCCAAGAAGGCUCCGGCGAAGAAGGCUGCUGCGGCCAAGAUGGAUGACGACGAGGGCAGUGAAGACGAUGACGAUGACGAAAUGCCCAGGGCAAAGAAAACCGCCACGAAGAAGAAGAUGCCCGCCAAGAAGGCCAUGACUGGCAAGCCGAAGAAGGCCGUCAAGGCAUCAAAAAAGGCCUUCUCCGAUGAAGAAGAAGAGGAAGAGGAGCUGAGCGAAGGCGACGAAAUGCCCCGGAUGAAGUUGACGAAGACAACGGCGAGAAAGUCGACUGGGACGAAGGCCCCGAGGAAGAAGAUGCCCGCCAAGAAGCCGGCCGCCAAAAAGGUGAAGAAGCCGGCCGCCAUGACGUCCUGCCGCAAGUCGCCCGGGGGCAAGGCGCCGCGGGCCUUCGGAUGGCCGAUGCCCCAGCCGGCGUGGGACGAGCCGGAAGAGCAGGUUACCAACGACGACAACACCGCCGUGGGCAGCCUUUACACCGACUAUGAGGACCUCAUCACGCCGGAGCAGAGCGCGAUGAAGAAGCAGGAGGACCACUACCGCCAGCUGUUCGCGCAGGAUAGGCACAACUCGACUCUGUCCGACAUCUACCUCAACCUGGUGGACGUCUUCAACAACAGGGACACCUUCAAGUUCGCCACCGAGUCCGCAGAGGAGAGGACCAUUCCCAAGAUUCUCGGCCAGAAGCGGCCCAACCUCGCCUCGCUCGCCGGCCAGUACUCAGUCGUCGAUGAGCAGCAGUGGGCCAAGAACUGGCAGGACUUCACGCAGGGCCAGUUCGAGGGGCUGAACUGGGAGGGCAUCUUCAUCGCCGGCGGCAGUGUGCUGUCGUGCCUCGACCCCGACUACCCCAACGUGCACAAGGGUAACGAUGUCGACAUGUUCCUCUACGCCACCGACGAGCAUCGAGCGCGCGAACAGCUGCGCCACAUCUUCGACACUGUGCAGCGCAACACCAACGGCAAGGGCGACAUCAUCCGUACCAAGAACGCCAUCACCAUCAUCAACUCCUACCCCUACCGCCACAUCCAGAUCAUCAUGCGCCUCUACAAGAGCCCCGCCGAGGUCCUCAUGGGCUUCGACAUCGACUCAUGCACCGUCGGCUUCGACGGGCAGCGCGUGUGGGCUCUCCCGCGAGCUCGCCGAUCGAUCAACUAUCGCUACAAUCUGGUGGACCUCUCGCGGCGUUCGCUCACCUACGAGUCUCGCCUCCAGAAAUACGCCAAGCGCCGAGUGGACCCGUUCCUCUUCAGGAAGACCCUCAAGAGCGUCCACGGUCUCGCCAAGCUGCUCAUCAUGGACCGCAACGCGGCCAAGGCGCAGGCCAAGGCCGAGGCCAGCCCGACCAAGGAUGGCACCACGCCCAAGCAGAGGGCUGAGUCGGGUGGUGCGGAGGCGCCUCCGUUUGAGAAGGAGGAGAGCGACUACAGCGAAGUGAGCCUGCCGUGGGGUCCGGACUGGUUCACGAUGGGCAUCAUGUCGAUGCUCAACCGCCAGGACAAGGCCGCCUUCUUCUCGACCAUCCGCAAGAACAAGGCCAACCCGGGCGAGAAGCGCGGCCCCGUGUCGCACAUCUUCGUGUCGGGUAUCGACGCCGUGCUGAACGACACCACCCGCAUGGUCGACGACGAGAACUACGAGAGGGACGCCUACAGCGCACACAGUGGGAUGAGCACCAGCACCGGCACCGGCUUGUCGACGCCUAAGAAGCGGGCCAGCCCGGCGGCGCCAGCGGCGACUUCUUUGGCGUUCGGCUCCGUCACCCAGGCGCAGCCACAGCCGCAACAGACCAGCUUCGGAUCGACGUCGUCGUCGUUUGGCUUCGCUGCGGCGCGGCCCGCCGCCACGCAGUCCUCCGUCUCCUUCUUUGGCAACGCCAUCGGCGGCGCCUCUCCCCACAGCAGCGGUGGCGGCGGAUUCUUCAUUGGCAAGACCCCGGCUGCGUCUGCCUCUUCAUCGAAGCCUGCCUUUGCCUCCUCGAAGGCCGCGAGCGAGAGCGAGGAGGAGAGCGAGGAGGACGAGGCGCUGAUCACGUCGCUGGCGUCGCUGUCGACGCAGCACCACGAGCCGCAGCAGCACCAGCCGCCGUCGCCCUACAACUACGGAUUCCCGACGAUGGGCGGCUCGCCCGUGCGUGGGGCCGACAAGCCGACGUACGGCAUCCCGUCGCCCUUCGCCAGCGCGUCGCCGAUCACCUCGGCCGCCGCGCCGCACUCCUACGGCAUCCCCACCUCGCCUCAGCGCGACUCCAGGCCCAAGCAGCCCGAGCAUCGUGCCGCAGCGGCUUCGCCCUACAGGCCGUCGCCGCUCAGCGCCACCCUGCCCAUGCCGGCGACGUCGUUUGUCACCUCGUCGUCGCAGCUCAGCGAGGCCGUCGAGCAGAGCCUCAAGCAAGUGUUCUCGUCGGGCAAGCCGCCGCAGUCGCGCAUGGCCAAGCUAUUGCUCCUGGUGUCGAUGCUCUUCAAGGCGCAGCGCAUCACGGCGCAGGAGAAGAGCGCGCUCAAGGACCUCAUCAUCCAGGACCACGAGGCGCUCGUGUGCGCCCUCGAGGCCUUCGAGACGGAGAAGGACUUUGAUGAACUCGAGGACACCCUCCACCGCAUCUGCCAGAUGAACUGA